Molecule: messenger RNA, 1350 nt
Organism: Hippopotamus amphibius kiboko
Lineage: Eukaryota; Metazoa; Chordata; Mammalia; Artiodactyla; Hippopotamidae
Product: melanoma antigen preferentially expressed in tumors-like
Exons: 3
Coding region: 1-1350 (449 amino acids)
Cellular component (GO): cytoplasm
Molecular function (GO): protein binding
Source: RefSeq, a predicted model, not a curated record
AUGGAGCAAAAGACCACAGUCACACUCCUAGAGCUCGCUGCAAAGAGUCUGCUGAGUAAUGAGCCUGCAGCUAUCCAUGCCCUGGGCGAAAUCCCAAGAGACCUCUUUGUUCCACUGUUCAACACUGCCUUCUUAGGUGGGCAUAAGAUGAUGCUAAAGGCAAUGGUGAGCCUUUGGCCUUUUCGCUGUCUCCAUAUUGGGUCACUGAAUGCACAAGAGUCAUGCUAUGACAUCUUGGAAGCCAUGAUUGAUGGUCUGCCGAUCCACCCUGCCCAGAACUCUUCCUCUUGGGCACCCAAACUGAGGAUCCUAGAUUUAAGGCACGACCCAGACUGUGAGACAACAUGCUCUGAGAUCCAGACCACACUCCCUUUCUGUAUUCAGUCAUGUAUUUACUCCCAGUACUCUAUCCUUAAGAUAGAAGAAGCUCAGCGUGGUGUCAGGUGCCCCGGGAUUGGUAAUUCUGGGUCUGAGCGUCAGUCAGCUCAGGAACCCAUGGAAUUAGUAGUGGAUAUUUCCCUCAGUAGUACCUUGAGAACAGAGCAGUUCCACUCUUUCCUUUGUAACAAAGUUCAGCAGAGCUUUGGGUCCUUGCACCUCUGCUGCAGAGAUUUGCAAAUCGAUGGAAUUUCUGCCCACAAAAGUAUCCUGCAGUUUCUGGAUCUGGGGUGCAUUGAUCACCUGGAAAUGGAUCAGGUUUGUCUGAGUGAAGUCGCCAGCCUUUUGGCUCGGGUGAUCCACCUGAACAGCCUUAGUCUGUCCAACAUCCCCUUUAAAUCUUAUAAGGAAAGGAAAAGGAGAUCUUUUCUCCACUGGCUUGGGCGGCUGGACAACCUCCAGGAUUUCGGCUUGGCCUCCUUCUGCCUCACAGAUCAACUGCACGAAGUGCUCAGAGAUGUCACGGUCCUGUCCCAGAGCUCUCAGGCCACGCACCUAAGGGUAUUGAAUCUCAGUAACAACCGGCUCUUCUCAGGAGUUUAUGAGCCCUUCCAGAGUCUGCUGGAGAAGGUAUCAGGCACCCUGCAACAUCUGGAGAUAAAUAAUUGUAUGCUAACUGAUUCUGCUCUCUCUGCCAUCCUCCCAGCCCUGAGCCGCUGUACCCACCUCCGUGUCCUUAGCUUUGCCUUCAAUCCCAUUACGAUGCCUAUGCUCAAGAGCGUUCUGCAGCACUUGACGUCCUUGAUGGAGCUGAAGCAUGUGAUUUAUCCUGUCCCUGUUCAUUGCUACGAGGAAUGGAAUAUUCAGGACAGUUUGGACCGACAGAAACUCGCUGAAGUUCAGGCCCAGUUGCAGGCGAUGCUGCACGGGGCACAGCGGGACAACAUGAACUGGGUCACUUGUUCUGAGUGA